UAAAAUUACCAUAAGCAUUUGCAAAUAAAGAACACUAAGCGGCAACAAAUAGUGUUGAUCGUUUCUAUGUUGUUUUCUAUUUUCACCUUCAUUUGCAAUUUACACAAACCCUGAAGAACAAAAUGGAUGAAGAAGAGAGAAGAAUCCUCCUCGACAGGGAAAGGUACCAGAUCGAACAGAUUCGCCAGCUCGAUCUUGAGGAGUUGCAGAUCGAGGAGGUUGAUGAUAUUCUCGAAUCUUCCGAUGAAGACACUGACCCUACUGGUCGCGGAUUUGGCGGCGCAACCUUCGAUGGCGAGUUCACUUACAAUACCUGCGUAGUAUCCUUACAUUCAUAUUUGGGUGAGGUUGAAGACGCACGCCAUAGGACAGCUUUCUAUGAUGGUGGUGCUGUAUUGAACACUCCGCUUUUCUGUCUAGAAGGUGUCGUACUCUUUCCUGGGGCUACCCUUCCCCUGAGAGUGACUGAAGCAAAUCUUGUGGCUGCUAUUGGGAGAGCUUUGCGUCAGGUUGAUGUUCCUUACACUAUUGGUGUGAUUCGAGUUCACAGGGAUACUGCAAAUUAUAGGAUGAAAGCCGCAAGUGUUGGAACGACUGCAGAGAUUCGACAAUAUGGGCGCCUGGAGGAUGGUUCAUUGAAUUUGGUCACCCGUGGACAGCAACGCUUUCAUCUGAAAAGACAUUGGAUUGAUGCAGAAGGAGUGCCUAAUGGAGAGAUACAGAUUAUUGAGGAAGACAUGCCAUCGAGAAUGCCACGGGAUGCUUUUGGGAAGUUAGCACCUUUGAGUAAUAUACCACAUAGUUGUGUCGUCUCACGUCUUCUACCCUCAAAGUAUUCUCACCUAGGAGUGUGUGGAUCUAAAGUUGGGGUAAAUGAUUCAGAAACAAAUUCAGAAGAUAGCUUUGAGAGUGAGCUUUCGCCAAUGGAUAGGAGAAUGCACCAUUCAAUCAUUGGCUCUGGCUAUGACCAUGACUUGAUGGAUGAAUCAGCAAGCAGUGGUGAUGAUAAAUUCUUGUAUGAGUCUGAUCAGGAAAUUAGGUCUAACCAAAAUGAUUCUGACUCCUUGAGAUUGUUGCUCUCUAACUAUGGAAAAGAUGCUGAAAUUCAAGAUUCAAGAAUUGGGCAUUGUUCUACUUCGGGAAAGCAGUCUUCCAUAAGGGAACAGCUUAGGUGCCGUAAAACUAUCGAUGUCUGCUCAUCACAUAAAAUGUCAAGAGCAUUCUGGCCUCAUUGGGUAUAUCGUAUGUUUGACUCAUAUUGGCUUGCACAAAGAGCUUCAGAUAUGUGGAAGCAAAUAGUUGGGGCGCCAAGCGUGGAUGGUCUUGUCAAAACGCCUGAUGUUUUAUCAUUUUAUAUUGCCAGUAAAAUACCUGUUUCUGAAUCUACAAGACAGGAGCUUUUGGAUAUUGAUGGCAUUCCAUACCGACUGCGCAGGGAAAUUGAAUUACUAGAGAGUAUUGAUCUUGUUCGGUGUAAGAUCUGUCAGGCUCUAAUUGCAAAGCGAAGUGAUAUGUUAGUGAUGUCUAGUGAGGGUCCUCUUGGUGCGUAUGUAAAUUCAAAUGGUUUUGUGCACGAGAUAAUGACUCUAUCGAAGUCAAAAGGCUUAGCCCUCAUGGGGCCACCAGUUACAGAAUAUAGUUGGUUUCCCGGGUAUGCAUGGACAAUCGCAAACUGUGGUACAUGUGAAAUUCACAUGGGGUGGCUUUUUACGGCCACCAACAGAAAACUGAAGCCCAGGUCAUUUUGGGGAAUACGUAGCUGUCAAGUUGCAGAAGAAAUGCGCUAAACCUCCAAUUCUGGUUUAGUGGCCAAGUAGUUGAGAUCUUUAUACAUUCACAACUAACUCAAUGGAAAUUCAUAGUAGGAUGCUGAAAAUUGUAUCAUUGUGUGUAUGCCUUUCUUUUUUACAUUCGUUGAAUAAAAGAAAAAGGAUCAUGCAUAUACAGACAGGUCAUUCAUGAUGCUGAGUUCUUUAUGUAGUUAGAGUAGAAUAAAUUUCCAUAAUAGUCCAUGAGAUU
Molecule: messenger RNA, 2019 nt
Organism: Arachis stenosperma
Lineage: Eukaryota; Viridiplantae; Streptophyta; Magnoliopsida; Fabales; Fabaceae
Exons: 10
Coding region: 123-1787 (554 amino acids)
Biological process (GO): protein ubiquitination
Cellular component (GO): Cul4A-RING E3 ubiquitin ligase complex
Source: RefSeq, a predicted model, not a curated record